Messenger RNA from Grus americana (Whooping crane), 839 nucleotides. RefSeq names its product chromosome 8 C1orf146 homolog (gene C8H1orf146). The record is from RefSeq and is a predicted model, not a curated record. NCBI's taxonomy places the organism in Eukaryota, Metazoa, Chordata, Aves, Gruiformes, Gruidae. Gene Ontology annotation, biological process: synaptonemal complex assembly; reciprocal meiotic recombination. The transcript has 6 exons. The coding region runs from base 175 to 705 and encodes 176 amino acids. Gene Ontology annotation, cellular component: chromosome.
CCCGGCCACAGGCCCUGCCGAGGACGGACCCGCUCCAUGCUCUGGGAGACCACUUGAUACCAGAGGGCUCCGCGCCCAGCUGCCAGUCUGAGAGACACCGCGGCACCGGCAGCGAGGCUUUUCAGAAGGUGGUAGCUGAGAUUUCACUGCAGAACCAUUAAACCCUUGAAAAAAAUGACAGAAAGUGGAGGGCAGGAACAGUCAAGAUGGAUAACAACAGUUAUUAUGAGUACAGCUCUGCAGAAUCAUGAAAUUUCUACAGUUCUACAGAGGCAACAACACAGAGUUCGAUAUUCAGAAUCGGUGGAAACUGGAUCCGUGAUUUUUUCUCUUUCUGGUAUUGCAUUUAUACUGGCAGACACUCAAGAUUUGCUUAUGACAGGGGAAGAACAGUUUUUCAAAAGAAUUCAGAAGUUCAUAAGCAUUCAUCGGAACAGUUUUUUGGUUUUGUCAGCUGCUCUUCAUGGACCAGAAGAAUGGAAUGUCAUCUUCAGGAUUCAGAGAAGAUUCCUGGGUAGUAAUUUACGUAUAAUACCAGUUCAUAAUACUGCUGAAACGGUUAAGUUAAUGCUAACUAUAGCUAAGAUAACUUCCAAGCCAGGAGCAGAUGAUAUUCGUUACAAAAUGGCAAUGACAAAAGCACAAAUAAUAGAAAACAGUCCAGUUUGGAAGAUGCUUCACGAGCACCAGUUGCAUUGUAAUUAAUUUAGUAUUUGGGGUUUUUAUUCAUAAAUAGAGUGGCUACAUUUUAAACAAAAUAUAGAAUGUUCUUAAACAUAGUUACAUUUCAAAAGACUGUAUAUACAACUUGUGCAUUUGGAAUGAAAAUUUAUAUUAAA